CAAAUAUUACAUUCUGCUUAGCAUGACUUUGCCGGACUUUAUUUUGGAAUCACUUUCGUAUCUCGUGAAGAAAUUAAAACUCCCGUACGACACAAUCAACACUGAGCUCGUGUACGAUGGCAUGCUGACGUCCGUUUUUCGCGUCGAAUACAUUGCUUACGGACCAAAAAUCGAGGAAACCUCCGGUGACGACGACGAAGAACACGAAAAUGGAAUUUCUUUCGAACCCCGGUUACUCAAGUCGUUCAUCGUGAAAUGCAUCAAGACUGAACAACGUGCCGAAUACGACAUUGUGCCCGCUUUUAUGCGCGAAUUUAUUUUCUACCAGAAAAUUUAUCCGGAUUUGGCGCAUUUUCAAAAGACCCGAGGCGUAAAGUCCGUUUUUCACAGCGGAUGUUUUCGCAUUCCCAAGUGUUACAAGGUGAUUUGCAACGAAGCCGAUGGACAAUACGCUCUAAUUCUGCAAGAUAUGCGAAGGUCGCAUUAUUUUUCGCUCGGCAAAGACGAAGGUGCGACAUUAGCAGAAGCAACGGCCGUUUGUCAAGCACUUGGAAAGUUUCAUGCCGUUUCCUUCGCUUAUCGGGACCAAAAACCGCAGGAUUUUGCGAAAUACGAAAAAUUAAUUGAUCCGUUGUACGAACGGAUGUCCGACAUGGAACAGCUGAUCACUUGUUUCUUGUAUCCGCGCAUCGAUGAGGCGAUCGAAUGUUUGCAGCCACACGAAGAAUUCCGCAAGGAAAAGUUACUCGAGUUCCGUGAGACGGUUUAUCAGACAAUUUUGAGCUACGUUUCGCUCGAAGACACCGAGGAUUGUUGCGUUAUCGGUCACGGCGAUUCGUGGAGUCAAAAUAUUUUGUUCAAAAAAAUCGUUAAUGGGACGCAGUGUUGCUUCAUGGACUUCCAACUGGUGCGUUACGGAAGCUGUAUCUUGGAUUUUGUGAAUUUUAUCUUCACAAGUACGACGGCAGAACUAAGGAACGAGCAUUAUCACGCAUUGACACAGACAUAUCACGACAGUUUAUGUGCGGAAAUUCGCGAACUCGGAAGUGAUCCGGAAAAAUUGUUUCCCUGGACGACGUUUCAGCAUCAUUUGAAGCGCUUUGGAGGUUAUGGACUGGUAAUGGCGAUGCUGCAAAUGGAGUUUAUUGUGUCGGAUGAGGCACGUGAGAAGAGAAUUUCGUUAGAUGAGCCGCCACCGGUGCCGCAAAAACGAAGAAGUUCAAUAGUGCCCGUUGGAUUGGUGGAAAAAUUGAAGAAAACUGAGAGGCAGGAACGGUUGGCGGGCAUCGUGAGAGAUAUUGUGCGGCUUGGAUAUAUUUAAAUAGACUUUUCAUGUAUUUUGAAAGUUAUAUAAAUAUAAAUCAGUUUAAAAUUCACCAAAGAAUCAAGAAAAUUUUGACAAAAAUGUGGUAAAAAGAGGAAAAUUGCUCCUCAUUUUUC
Culicoides brevitarsis is the source of this 1440-nucleotide messenger RNA. RefSeq lists its product as uncharacterized. The record is from RefSeq and is a predicted model, not a curated record. NCBI's taxonomy places the organism in Eukaryota, Metazoa, Arthropoda, Insecta, Diptera, Ceratopogonidae. The transcript has a single exon. The coding region runs from base 23 to 1321 and encodes 432 amino acids.